AUGAUUGAUCUCUUGAACACAGUAGCGUUUAUGGGUUGCUAUCUAUCGUGCAAGACAACUGUCACCUUUGAAGAGGUCCAGGAGAAGGACUUCAAAAGAGAAGCUAAAGACAUCAUCAUUCAUCAGAGGAUGGAAUGCCCCCAUUCCUGCGCAGAAGUGGUGACAAGCGGAAUUUGUGAUUUCGCAACCAGAACACAAUGA
Messenger RNA from Clonostachys byssicola, 201 nucleotides. The record is from the annotation of a GenBank genome assembly. Lineage: Eukaryota; Fungi; Ascomycota; Sordariomycetes; Hypocreales; Bionectriaceae.